Messenger RNA from Cyanidioschyzon merolae strain 10D, 3447 nucleotides. RefSeq lists its product as hypothetical. The coding region runs from base 1 to 3447 and encodes 1148 amino acids. Gene Ontology annotation, biological process: regulation of DNA-templated transcription. The transcript has a single exon. The record is from RefSeq and is a predicted model, not a curated record. Gene Ontology annotation, cellular component: nucleolus. Lineage: Eukaryota; Rhodophyta; Bangiophyceae; Cyanidiales; Cyanidiaceae. Gene Ontology annotation, molecular function: DNA binding; transcription factor binding.
AUGUCGACGCUCGCCGAGGUGAAGCAGGCGCUUUGGGAGCUGCUUUCCGCGGACGCGGACGUGCGGUGUCGUGCGGCGUCCACGAUUUUGCAAGGCAGUUUGCACUUGCCCGAUGAGGAUUUCGCGUAUACUUGCAGGCGUUUGGUUGCUGGUCUCGUAUCAUCAGUGCAGGGUGCUCGCGAAGGGUUCAGCCUCGCGCUCUGCGCUUGUCUACGGCAGCUGCGUGCGGCUGAGGUAGAAGCGACCGGGCACCGGCGACAAGCGCUUAUCCUGGACGCAUUGCAUCGCGCUUACGAUCUUGAAGGCGUACCUACGACAUCAGAUCCACUCCAGAACGUGAAACAUGUCGGUGAUGCGCGCGAAAUAGCCCUCGCACGCCUGUUCGCACUGGGUGCUGUACUCGGCUCAUGGGAGCCGUCGCACUGCGAGUCCUUGCCGCCGCUGCAGCUGGGCGGCAUUCUUGAGGUUCUAGCGCAUAUCGCUGAUCAGGAUACGAAAAACUUUGCGGAAGCGUGUGGGCGUCUUGCCUGCGAGGCAGUGGCAAAACUUUGUGUCGAUCGCUCCCUGUUCCGUGCAGGUUCAGGCGCACGUGCAGCAGUUCUGCGAUACUGGAAACGCCGGCAACGACAGGGCCGUCCGACGCUUGAUGCGCUUGCGGUCAUGCUUUUCUGUCGAAAUCGGUACACGCUGCGAGCCAGUGAAGCGGACUGUCCGCUCUGGGGCCAGGAAUCGCCUUGCCGGAGCCCAGAGCUUCUCCGCAGGUACGUUGUACCCGUGAUCGAGGACCUGUCAACCGAGCAUUCUCCAGUGAUGCCACGUGCUUUUGAUCUGCUUCUAGCAGAAAUGGAUGCCGAUGUCACGCCUUCUGAUGAUGGAAAUGCUCCUGCUCGGAAACGUCAUCGCAGUGGAGACAGCUCGAAAGCCGCGUGGAUCAUGCUUUACGAGCAGGUCGUGGCGCCGCACUUAUUCUCCAGCAAGCAUCCAGCGCAUGUAGCGCUGGCGCUGCGGCUCUGCAUGAAGGCUCUGCAAAUUGCCGCGAGCUCGCCUUGCGUCCAAGCGCAAGACUGGCGUGCUAUGCUCGCUCACGACGACUGGAAUGAGCACCUUUGGAACGUUUCACCGCUUCAUCGCAAGCACGCUCAUGACCUGGAGCCGCUGCUCAAGGCGUUGACGGAUGCGCUUGUAGCGCUACUUGGCAGACGAUGUCCACUGAGCACAUCUCUGGCGGAAAUCUUGUGGGAGAAGGAGCUGCAGCGAGCGCGGGGUGAACACCAAGGGUCCCCAGCCGUUGUUGUCUUAGAGGCUGCCGCUCGCCAUCUACGUGCGACCGAGCUGGCUCGAAUGGUCAGGUCGUCGGUCGACCUGACGAAGCUCCCGUUACUCGUUCGUGGAUGGAACGAGAGCCUUCGCCGUGGUGCAGCUGCCGAGCGCACCGAAUGUUCGCAUAAGGUUCUGGCACUGCUUGACUCCCUGGCUGCUCUGAUUGAAUCGGGUUCGUCUUCAAGGCUUGAGCGACAGCAUUGGCGAGGUCCACUGUUCAGUGUCGCAGCGUUCAUCGCAACCUGGUCUGAAUACGCUGCGAACGAGCCCGUGCCUGACUGGCUUGGAAGUAUGAGAUCUCUGCUUGGGUGUAUGCAACGGAAAGCGCAGCCCGAGUCCGAACGUGCUCUAUGUGUAUGUACUGCACACCUGGAAAGCCUUGCCGCGCUGUCGGAACACCGCGCAAGUCGCCUCGCGCUUCUCACGCUGGCCUUGGUUCUCAUUGUAGCGGUGUCAGCGUGGAGUGCGCCUUCACCAUCGCCAAAGAAGGGGGCACAGCGGACGCCCAGCGAGCCCUCUGACCUGAUUUUGCAUCAUUGCGUACCAUUCCUGGACCGCUGCAUCGAGCAUUUGCGGACUCCAGGUCUAGACGGCGACAUGUUCGAGAUCGAGCUCACGCGCCUCUGCUUGCAGUUGCUUCGUCUCGACGACAGUGGCGUGCGGAGUGCUGUCGACGUGAUUUUUGCUUCUAUGAUAGCUUCGACGCAGCAGACUGCGGCAGUGCUUCGAGUGGUACUGGGUGAGCUCCCUGGUCUUGCCGAUCAGGACGACACAAGCACCGAUGAUCUUGAUGAUGCCGAGGCAGACCUGCGCUCAAGCUCGAGCGAGAGCGAUGCGCCUAGCAUCAGCGCUGACGAGGCCACGACGGAUGCCUCGGAUACCUCGGAUGCCUCGGAUGUGGAAUCUAGCCGCCCGCAGGUCGACCUCCAGGCGGAUCUCGAGUUGGAUAUGGAUGAGGAGGAGCCGGCAGUGCUUGCGGCAUACGAUGCGCAACUGGUGGCUGCUCUAAAACCCCUCGUUGGGGAGCGACGACGAACAAGCCAGUUGUCGGCUUCAAACGCCGCGGAGAGGUUGCGGGAAAAUGCCUUCCACCACCGGGUCUUGGACCUGGUCCAGAUCGCGAUUCGGUAUCAGACUCGUGCUGCAGGUUUCGCACCGGUAACGCUCAUGGAUCUGCUGGGUGCGCUUCAUCAUGCUGCAGACUUUAUCGCUGAGACCCAGGGUACCGACGCGGCCUUAUACACAAGGCUCGUUCACGGAGUUCUUGGUCGCACGCAACGAGCAGCAGCAGCAGCAUCCCAGGUGGUCGAAGCAGCGCACGAGCGUGCGUUCCUCGAGUCUUUCCAAAACCUACUGGAACAGGUCGUAGCGCUGGCAACCGCGAGACCGCACGCCGUACGCUUUACCGAACACGACGCAGUGGCACUGCAUGCGGGUAUUCGGCUGGCGUUGCAAGCUGCACGUUCAGCGCAAGCCUCUACCCGGAUGGUGGAGCUGUUGUCUAGCGCGCUCUUGCAACCGAUCCUGAAUCACUAUCUCACUACCCGGGGUCGCGUCGUUUCCGCUGAACCACAGAAGCGCAGUUCGAUUGCUGUUUCGAGUCUAGUGACAUUUCUGGGUGAUUUGGGCCGACGCAUGCCUGCUGUCUUCGCUUGUCCGAUUCUGGAAGCGCUGCACGGAAUGCUCGCCAACGCCCAGGCCAUGCAGCAGGACGGCAGGCACGGGCUCCGCUCACAUGCACUUCUCGAAUGCUGGGCAGUGGUGCUGCCUCUGGCAACCAGCAUGCCGACGGUAGCGUUCCUCAGUGUGGAACGGCGCUUACCGAUUCUCGAACGCUGGAUCGAGGCGAUAGCAGCAUGGAACCUGGGUAGUGCUGGUCAGCGCAAGCUACUGAAACUCAGUCAACCGUUUCUCCGUCAGUUGGCGAAAGACCUGAACACACUUACAUCUUCCGCAGAGCGCGAUACCUAUCGGUGUCGGAUUCGGUGCCUUGUCGAAAGUAAGCUCCAGGUUUUGGCGCUAGGCAAUGCGGCAGGGUCGAAACAGCGCGAGCUGCUCGACCAGGUCCUGCAGACGUGCUGCAACAGUGUCGCUCAGGUCGCUGGAUCCGUCCGUGCGAUCUCUUGA